Messenger RNA from Dermacentor andersoni, 1085 nucleotides. RefSeq lists its product as uncharacterized. The record is from RefSeq and is a predicted model, not a curated record. Lineage: Eukaryota; Metazoa; Arthropoda; Arachnida; Ixodida; Ixodidae.
CUGAGUGCAACUGCCACUUAUCACUUGUGACGGGCAGACGACAAAAGCCUCGGCAGGAGGUCGUCUUGUCAGACGACAGCCUGACAGAGAUUCUUGCCCUUUUGCAGCAUCAGUAAGCAAGAAAAUGCAUUUGUACCUGUAUUUCUUGGUCCCACUUGCCUACACGCUGAUGCAAGGGUCAGAGGCAGGCAGUCCUGUCGAUUCCAACCUGUAUAUGGACAGUCUUCUCACGACCCUGGUGCCCCUGCAUGCCCGCAGCCUGGGGCUGGAGAAUGUCAGUGUGCCAAACUGUGCAUUCAAGGUGCCUAGCACAGCCGUUACCAAUCGCGACGUCUGUGUGGAGCUGCACGGUGGACGUUUGCUAGGGUUGGUCACUCCCGGACUCACUCGCAGGGGUCAGUGUUCGGCUCCUGGCUGGUUGGGCAUGAACAUCACGGUGGGCUGCUAUGUGUCGCUGGACAACACACACCUCUCGUACACUGGCUCAGCCAAGGGCGACAGCUUGUUGAAUACGAACCGGAGCAUGGUGCUACAGGCUACACCCUUCAGUGCCAACACACUCCUCGAAGUCACCUCCACACCAGGUGGCGUGCCCCGAGUGCGCACUUGGGCUCUGCAGCCAUUCACGUUUGUGGUGGGCACAUCACCCAAGCUGAACCUCAAUUCUGCUCGCCAGGCCACGUUCGACAAGGAGGCCAGCAAGUGUGCCUACGCUUCCCUGUCCAAUGUACUCUUGGUGGCAUACAGGGAAGCCCUGGAAAGGGCUGUGAGUGCCACAAGGUUGCCUCUGCCCUGAACAAACAGCACAUAGGCAAAAUAACUUGUACAUGGUUGUCUAAAAAUAAACGCUGGUGCAAAAGACAUACAGAUGAAGCACAACAGGGAUGAAACGAAUGGGCCACUACAGUUCAACCUCCAAAUAACAUGCACAUAACUAACACUAGAUGCUUCCGACGAGUACCAGAUACAAUAAGGGCAUAUUUUUGUCCACCAUUUGUUAUAACCUUGCUUGGGAAGCAAUGAAGCUUGGUAAGCAACACCAAUGUAAUUAGAAUAAAGAACAGACAUUUGCACAACUGGACAAA